AUGACAAAUGAUACGGCAGCCAUUGCAAUUUUGUGCCUUCUUGGUUUUCUUUCCUUCAUUGUUUUUAUUUCUAACACUUUCACUGUGUUUGUUUUCUGGAUUCAUCGAAAGAAACUAACGCGAACAAGCUUUCUCGUUAUCAACCUGGCUGUAGCUGACCUUUUCUCUGGGCUCACAGAAAUAAUAGAGGUCGCAGGUGGAUGGACUUUAGCAAGCCAAAUUCACUCAAACAAAACAAUCCAAGAAGUCAUUCGGCCUUCUUUACAAAUUGUAUUCUCGUUCGCAUCUGUAUUAUUUCUCGUUCUGAUUUCUCUGGAACGAGUCUUUGCUCUGAUCUGGCCGCUUGGUCAUCGUGUAACUAGCACCAAGGUUUACAUUUACAGUGUAGUUAUCGUAUGGUUAACUGGGAUAGCUAUCGGUGUGAGCGGUUUCAUUGCUUUACUUGGAAUCUACAAAUUCAUGUAUUUCGUGGUUGGUGCGGCGGUCAUCAUUGGUUUCUCCCUGAUUACGAUUUGUUUGUCUUACCUGUCCAUCAGGAAAAGAAUUAACAACAGAACUCCUGCUAUCGACAAAGCAGAAAGCAGAAUAAGUGCUGAACAAAAUACAAAACUCUCCAAGACUCUCUUUAUCGUGAUAGGAGCAUAUGUUGCUUUAUGGGUUCCCAGCGUUACAUGGUACAAUAUCAGUGUAUGGUAUCCAAGCCUGUUUCCUUAUUUUGUGACUCACAUUUUCACAAUGCUACACAUCACCAAUUCCCUUGUCAAUCCAAUUAUUUAUAGUUUAAGAAUACCAGUAUUCAAAAAAAACCAUACAACAAGUGAGAAAUAAGAUUAAAGUUGUCAAGCCAUCAAAGAGUUAUACAGUUAGUUAAAAUGUUCGACACGUUUUAAAAGGGAGCUUUUACGCCUCAACAGCCUGUAUUCUAGUUGAUCAAGUCAGUAAAAAUCUUCUAAUCUUCAAUUUCAUGCAAAUUUAGAAAAAUAUUUUGAUGAUUUGCAGCAAGUUUAUAUUGGCAUGAAACAUGACAUAAGUUGUCGAAUUCGACCUGACUUUAAGCGCCAGCCCGAAUCACAAUACGGUAUUUCCAACAAAAUACUCAGAAAAUGGGUCUUGUGCGGCUACUCUCUAAGCCUUUAAAUCUAUUUUUUAGAAUGUGCUGCGUGUUCCUUGAAAGACAUACUCAAUGUUCAAAGACAUUAUGAAAUCAAAUAUACGUUAAUCACUCUUGGAUUCAUCAAUCCGCUUUUUUAAUUAAUAAAUAUUCGAUAACUCAACCCACUGCACUGUACAUCAAAAACCACUUACUAUAGGUUCAAAUUGACGAAUAUUACUAUCCACAGCAUCGUUAAUUAUAGGAAUAGUCAAACAAAACAAAUUGUUAUUGCAGCACUAUGGAUGUCCUCCCUCGAUCCGGUAUAUUAUCACAGUAAUCAUAUUCCCUGCAAAUUCUCUCCAUGCAAUAUAAAGUUGUGUCAAGAAAACUAAAAUGAACUUACUACCUUUUAAUUGGACCAUACCCAUCCACCAUUGGUGCGCAUUGGUGCUUUAGCGACCGUAAUUAAUAUCUAUAGACAAGCUACUGUCUUUCGUUCAAUACGCAGCCAUAGGGUUAGUUUAAUUUUGUAGUUUUUAUUAAAAUUCUACUUUCAACUGAUUGGUUUAUCUGUAAAAUAAUUAAAUAUCGGCCUUGGGAGGCACAAAGCUUUAUUUUUUAACUUCCCUUUGGCUGGUCAGGUGCGCUGUCGAUACAAAAACAUAAUACAGUCAUGUAAUACAACGACUACUCUGCAUUAAUUUAACUACAGAACGCAAACGUCUUGAAACUCACAAGGGCCUAGCGUUUAUAAAGAUACUUGUGUACAUAACGGUGUGUAAGGCAAGCUGGAAUCCUUUAACCUCUAUAACGUAUACCACAACAAAAUUAACAUUAUCUUUGUCAUUAUGUCUGAUGUGACUCCGAUUUCGAUAGUGGUCGUUCUUCUUGUCCUGUCUGUUUUCAUUAUUAUCGCUAAUACUUUUACUGUAUUUGUUUUCUGGAUUCAUCGCCACAAACUAAAGAGAACAUUCCUUAUUGUUUUUAACUUGACUGUUGCUGACCUUUUUGUGGGACUUGUAGAAACAGUCAUCGCCGGACGUAAACUGAAUGGCAGUAAGUUUAUGGAGGGAAUUCCAGGAUCCUUUCUAGCAAUGGCUUCUGGUGCAUCUGUAUUUUUUCUUGUACUCGUUGCACUGGAGAGAGCCUUCGCCUUGAUUUGGCCGCUUCGACAUCGAGUAACAAGCACCAAGGUUUAUAUCUACAGCGUUGCUAUUAUAUGGUUAGCUGGAUUGAGUCUAGGUGUACUUAAUUUCUUAACCACGAAUGGUAUCAUAGACUUUCGACAUUAUUUAUUCGCCUACUCUGUCAUCAUUUUUUUAUCUUUAUUUGUAAUUUGCUCGUCGUAUCUAUUAAUCCGUAAAAGACUUUACAACAGAAAUCCUGCUAUCGAUGAAGCAGACUGUAGAAAGCGGGUGGGACAAAACGCAAAAUUCUCCAAGACUCUCUUUAUUGUGAUAGGCGCAUCUGUUACUUUGUGGGCUCCAAGUAUGACAUUGUAUAACAUCAACAACUUGUGGCUCGGUUUGCUUCCUGGGUUUAUGAAUUACCUUACCAAUUUCCUACAUGUUUCAAAUUCUCUCGUGAACCCAAUAAUUUACAGCUUUAGAAUACCAGUGUUCAAGAAGACUUUAAAGCAACUCGCGAAUAAGUUGAGGAUUUGCAGGCCAUCAAAAAGUUACACGAUUACGGAGAAAAUCUAA
Messenger RNA from Porites lobata, 2796 nucleotides. NCBI's taxonomy places the organism in Eukaryota, Metazoa, Cnidaria, Anthozoa, Scleractinia, Poritidae. The record is from the annotation of a GenBank genome assembly.